CUGGAGGAGAAGAUGGUGUCCCUGCUGCAGGAGAAGAACGACCUGCAGCUCCAAGUGCAGGCGGAGCAAGAUAACCUGGCAGAUGCUGAGGAGCGCUGUGACCAGCUGAUCAAAAACAAAAUUCAGCUGGAGGCCAAGGUGAAGGAGAUGAAUGAGAGGCUGGAGGACGAGGAGGAGAUGAAUGCUGAGCUCACUGCCAAGAAGCGCAAGCUGGAAGACGAGUGCUCAGAGCUCAAAAGGGACAUUGAUGACCUGGAGCUGACACUGGCCAAGGUGGAGAAGGAGAAACAUGCAACGGAGAACAAGGUGAAAAACCUGACAGAGGAGAUGGCUGGGCUGGAUGAGAUCAUCGCCAAGCUGACUAAGGAGAAGAAAGCUCUACAAGAGGCCCACCAGCAGGCCCUGGAUGACCUUCAGGCCGAGGAGGACAAGGUCAACACCCUGACUAAGGCCAAAGUCAAGCUGGAGCAGCAAGUGGAUGAUGUGAGUACAUUGACAGUUGUAGGGCCUAGAUAUGCCAUGUCCAUCUGCGCCCAGAGGGGGUGUGUGUGUGUGUGUGUGUGUGUGUGUGUGUGUGU
Molecule: messenger RNA, 578 nt
Organism: Sapajus apella (tufted capuchin)
Lineage: Eukaryota; Metazoa; Chordata; Mammalia; Primates; Cebidae
Product: myosin-6-like
Exons: 3
Cellular component (GO): myosin complex
Source: RefSeq, a predicted model, not a curated record